AUAUUCAAACCAUUCAACUCCAGCACCCGUGUCAGCCUGGAAUAACGAUUUCUAGCAUCGGAACAAGGCCAUGGAGUUUCUAUGAGGUGGAUUCAUAUGGUCGUAUUAUAUCAGCAGCACCGAAACUUGACUGGUACCUCAUUCCAUCGGCCCCGGAAGGAUGACAAUCAAUGUCGACUUUGGUAGGAGUUGAACUUGGGACGUCGAGAAACGAAACUAAAAUGCUACGAGGGUACAUGACAAGGACAAAUUUCAAAGACGUGAAAGUUUCUACAUUGACUCGAAUAUGAGAAUGAGAAAACAGACAUACAAAAAGUGUUGCCUCACCAUUGUACCUUUCAGUGAACUCUACAGUUUUACUGGUUUACUGACACACAGACAGACAGUUUGACAGAUUCAGCUUAUCAAAAUGAUGAGAGAAAUCGUAAAGAACCUUGCUGUAAUGAUGUCCACGAUGGUGGCUGUCCCUUACACAAUAGCUAUAUUGUGUAAUCUGCUGUAUGGCUGGCCUCUAUCACGACAACGCUUAAAAGAUUCUCUUAGUCUGAAAAAGGUUUUCGCCUUGAAUUACGCAGUUUGGCAGCAGAUGAAGCUCUUCAAAUAUUUCACUCUCUACAUUCGGCUGAAAUUCUUUUAUAAAUAUUCUCACUCUUCUUGGGUAAUAAAGAAUCUCACAUAUGGACGCAAUGAUAAACAGCUUGAUAUAUAUUUACCAGUCGGUGCCUAUAAGGAAGACAGCUUAAAACCAGUUUUAAUCUAUGUGUUUGGAGAAGGCUGGAGCACAGGAGACAAGAACAUGUGUGGCUUAGUGUGUUCUCAGAUUGCCGACCAAGUUGACGCUGUUGUCUGCUGCCCUAACUAUUCACUUUACCCACAGGGCUGUGCAGACGACAUGGUACAGGAUGUGGUCGAUGCCAUCAGUUGGAUACACAACUGUAUUCACAAAUAUGGUGGAAAUAAGGAAAAAAUCAUCCUGAUUGGUCACUCUUGUGGUGCUCACCUUUGUGUAAUGGCCAUUUUGGAACUCCUCCAUGGAGAAUUAAGGCUUGGGCGCCAAGGCAUUUCUCCACUGGACGACAGCAGUACAGACACUACUUCACAGCCUGAAACCAGACCAUUGGCUUUGGGUGCAGCAAACGAAGAGGACCAAGAUUCUGCUUCAACCGAGACAUUUUCCACACCAUCGCAAUCAAAAAACGUUAACGAGAUGAACCAUGAACCAAUGGACAUCGACACGCCGGAAAGCGAAGAUGAUGUCAGUGGAAGCAGCGUGGCUGGCUUUCGUAAAACUGCGACACACUUUCUAGAUAUGGAAGGUGAUGAAGAAGCUUCUGAUAAUGAUUCCGUUGUCACUGUUCGGCCGAAAGAAUUUGAUAGUGGCCCAAGUUUACAUGACAUGUGUAAAUCUAUCAAAGCUGUCGUAGGUCUGGCUGGUGUGUACAACAUAAAAGACCAGUAUGAACAUGAGAAACAACGAGGUUUAGAAGAUCUAAGCUGUAUCCAGAAAUGUAUGUAUGGAGAAGAUCACUUCAGUCGCUUUUCUCCGACAAUUAUCAUAGAAAGCUUGAAGAGAAAUAUCAAAUUACCGAAAAUGGUUCUUUUGCAUGGCACUGAAGACCAGGUUGUACCAAUGUCGUCCAGCACGAAAUUUGGUGAAGCACUCAGCAACAUCUUCGCUGAUGUCACUGUCCGAGUGAUUCCGUUCUGUGACCACUACAACAUUUUUGCCGACCUCAUGUCUCCAGAGAGACAUUUACAUGAUGUGGUAAUGAGCAUAGUCUUAGAAACGGCCAGAAGGUUCUUCUGAAGGAAGCAUCUUGCCACCAGGCUCUGUAGAAACUGCUACACAUUUCUUCAAAAAAAAAAAAAAAAAA
Octopus sinensis (East Asian common octopus) is the source of this 1874-nucleotide messenger RNA. RefSeq lists its product as uncharacterized. The transcript has 7 exons. Bases 410 to 1807 code for a protein of 465 amino acids. The record is from RefSeq and is a predicted model, not a curated record. NCBI's taxonomy places the organism in Eukaryota, Metazoa, Mollusca, Cephalopoda, Octopoda, Octopodidae.